AUGGGAAAAACAGGAGAAUGGGAGAAUGAGAGAAGGGGGAAGGGGGAGGACAACAGGAAAGGGGAGGAGGACAACAGGACGGGAGGAGGACAACAGGACGGGAGGAGGACAACAGGACGGGAGGAGGACAACAGGACGGGAGGAGGACACAGGACGGGAGGAGGACAACAGGACGGGAGGAGGACAACAGGACGGGAGGAGGACAACAGGACGGGAGGAGGACAACAGGACGGGAGGAGGACAACAGGACGGGAGGAGGACAACAGGACGGGAGGAGGACAACAGGACGGGAGGAGGAACAGGAGGGAGGAGGACAACAGGACGGGAGGAGGACAACAGGACGGGAGGAGGACAACAGGACGGGAGGAGGACAACAGGACGGGAGGAGGACAACAGGACGGGAGGAGGACAACAGGACGGGAGGAGGACAACAGGACGGGAGGAGGACAACAGGACGGGAGGAGGACAACAGGACGGGAGGAGGACAACAGGACGGGAGGAGGACAACAGGACGGGAGGAGGACAACAGGACGGGAGGAGGACAACAGGACGGGAGGAGGACAACAGGACGGGAGGAGGACAACAGGACGGGAGGAGGACAACAGGACGGGAGGAGGGGGCACAGAACACCAGACACAACAGUAA
Molecule: messenger RNA, 645 nt
Organism: Suillus bovinus
Lineage: Eukaryota; Fungi; Basidiomycota; Agaricomycetes; Boletales; Suillaceae
Exons: 1
Coding region: 1-645 (214 amino acids)
Source: RefSeq, a predicted model, not a curated record